CAGCGCUAUGGAUGACCAGUUUCUUGCGGCGAGAUAACCAUGCGGCUGUUCCGUAAAUUUCGACUGAAAAACAACAAAUCUUGUUUUUAUUCAAUAAUAUUUCUUGCCACGCUGAGUGCUGGGAUUUUGAUUAUUCUGAGUUAUAAUAAUGGAGAGGAAAAGCUGCAACAUCGUCGUCCAGGUCUAUUUGCAGCUGAUUAUGAGAAUCAAGACGACAGACACCCAGAUCAUAACUUAUUUAUGUUGAACCAACAACACGAUAUGCUGAAUGGCUGGAAAAUUCCCGAUUUUCAUGGGUCUAAUUUCUUCAAACACGACUCUGAUAAGCUAUGGUUGCAGGACAUGUUUGCCGGAAAAAAAAAUUUCUCGAAACAGUGCACUACAGAAGUACAGAAUAUCACAUUCCUGAAAAUUCAUAAAACUGGUAGCUCUACUAUACAAAACAUACUGAUGCGAUUCGGCAGUCGCAAUAACUUGAAGUUUGUACUACCACCACGUGGACAUCACCUUGGGUAUCCAAAUUAUUUUCAGAAGGCAUACAUGGUUGAAUCAAGUGACGGUCUCUAUAACAUUUUCUGUCACCAUGCACGGUUCAAUAACGAGGUCAUCACGAACCUGAUGCCAGGUAAUACAAUUUAUAUGACGAUACUUCGGGAUCCUGCAUCAGUAUUUGAAAGUGCAUUCACCUAUUUCUUAAUGGGCAAAAAAUGUAAUUAUAACUUACCUGAUCGACAAGCGCUGGAAAUGUUUUUGAAUAACCCGAUGGCUUGUUACAGUCAGUUGAAACAUGCGACACAUGCACGUAACCCGCUGUUUUAUGAUUUUGGCUUGGAGACAAAAAAUUUUGAAGAUUCAAAUACGGUUGACUUAUCUAUUGAAAUAAUUGAUCGCAAGUUCCCAUUAGUUAUGAUUGCGGAAUAUUUUGAGGAAUCCGUCAUUUUACUGAAAGAUCUGCUCUGUUGGACGUGGGAAGAUAUGACUUACUUUAAACUGAACUCACGAAAUGAAGAGUCGAUAAACCAAAUAACAGAUGACAUGAGAAAAAAAAUAUAUGACUGGAAUAAAGCAGAUAAGAGACUCUACGACUAUUUUAAUUGGACCUUUUGGCGAAAAAUUGACGAGUAUGGCCAUGAGAGGAUGCACGAUGAUGUGCUGAGAUUACGAGAAUUGAAUGAAAAAUGGAAGAGUGUAUGCCUACAGUCGGAUCAAGUCACUAAGAAAGGACAAGGCAAUUUUAAGAUUUUUCAACCCCCGGGGGUGAAGAUUAACAACUUUCUACUUAAACCUGAAGCGGAGAGAAACAGUGUGUGUCAAAAUAUGGUGAUGCCCGAACCACAGUUCACAGAGAAGCUUCGUAUCAAGCAGUUUCCGAAUUUGGCUCAUAAGAUACGUCCAAACAAACAGCACAUUUAUCCUCAGAAUAAACCAAAAUUUUAA
This is a messenger RNA of Saccoglossus kowalevskii, 1437 nucleotides long. Its product is annotated as galactosylceramide sulfotransferase-like. Lineage: Eukaryota; Metazoa; Hemichordata; Enteropneusta; Harrimaniidae. Gene Ontology annotation, biological process: glycolipid biosynthetic process. Gene Ontology annotation, molecular function: galactosylceramide sulfotransferase activity. The record is from RefSeq and is a predicted model, not a curated record. Gene Ontology annotation, cellular component: membrane.